AUGAGUCAUAAAAAUAAGUUUAAAAGAGAAUAUAAAGAUAAUAACGAUGAUAAUGAUAGUCGUGAUAAUGCUGCUGGUAGAUUUAAAAAGCAAAGAGUAGAUAAUAGUAAAAAUAAUGAUAAACAACAAGAUAAAUCAUGGUAUUUACCACGUGAAAAGAGUAAAUUAUUAAGACAAGAGAAACAAGUAAAGAAAGUUUAUGAUAAGAAAUCACAAAAGAGAAAAGAAUAUCAAGCAACACAAAAACCAGUCUCUAAUUUUUAUGAUUCUUUUAAAAAUGAUGAUCCAAUGUCAAGAUUUGCAUUGGGUGGACAUCAAACACAGUCUGAUGAUUUCAUGAGUAGAAAGAAUAGAGGUCAAAAGAGAUCGAAUAGACAUAAGAAAGAAGAUAGUGAUAAUGAGAAAGAAGAUGGUGAGGAUGUCGAACAAGAAAAUGAAAUUAAUAAUAAUGUUAAAGUGGAAAAUGAUAUAGACGGUGAUGAAGAUAGAGAUAAUGAAAAUGAAGAUGUCGUUGAUGAUGAUGAGGAUGAAGGUGGUGAUGAAAUUGUACAAGAAAAGAAUAGUAAUCCAUAUUAUAAAGCAACAACAACUACAACUACAUCAUCAUCAUCAAGUAGCAGCAGUGAUUCAAAGAAGAAGAAUCCCAAAUCAUAUAAAGCGCAGUUGGAUCAAGCUAGAAAAGAAUAUCAAGAGAGAAGACAAGAGAUGGAGCAAAAGAGAAAGGAGAUCGAAGAGAAGAAAGCAGAGAAUCUAAAGAAACAGCAACAAAGAAAAGAGAAAUCACUUCAGAUGCUAAAGAAAACAAAGAGAGGUCAACCCAUCAUGAAGAAUCAACUUAAUAGAUUACUUGCUCAAAUAGAAUCAUCUACUUCUUCCAAAUAA
Molecule: messenger RNA, 882 nt
Organism: Heterostelium album PN500
Lineage: Eukaryota; Evosea; Eumycetozoa; Acytosteliales; Acytosteliaceae
Exons: 3
Coding region: 1-882 (293 amino acids)
Source: RefSeq, a predicted model, not a curated record